CGCUCGCGUUCGGUCGCCGUCGCCAGGGACGCGUGGAGGCGUUGCCAAGGAAGUGAGGAGCGACUUCUUCCGGAUUAGAGUCGAAAGGAAAGCGUUCCCACGUGUGGUAAACGAACGGUGAAAGCGGAUAUACAUUAGAGCGAAAACCAAUGAAAAGAACCUCAAGGAUGCAAAAAGCAAGAGGUUUUUGAGAAGUUGGUUGACAAAAGCUGGCAUGGCAGUUGACGGGUCGACCAAAGAGAAGAAGAAGAAGAAGAAAGUAAAGUCGGAGGUUCAGGAUGCAGGAGAUGCAAACGUGACGGUGUGUCACGAUGUGUCCGUCCAGACUGGUGUGAAAAAGGAAGAACCUCUGGAAGUAAACAUCAGAGAUGGAGAGAAGCUGGGGAGCAAUGCAGCUGGCAAGAAGAAAAGGAUGAAGAAGAAAGCGAAGGAGAAAGAGGAAGCAAACGGCGCUGUGUGUUGCGACGCCUCCAUCCAGACCACCGUCAAAACGGAGAGCUCGAAUAUAAACGUCAGCGAGGCUCCCGAGAAGACAAAGAAGAAGAAAAAGAAGAAGGUGAAGGAGAAAGCCGAAGAGAUCCAAAAGGGAGCGCGUGUCGGUGAGGAUGGAGGUUGUUUAGUGUCCAAGAAACCAGGGUAUGAAGAAGAGGUGGAUGGUGCGAAAAAGAAAAAGAAGAAAAAAACGCUAGAGGUGAAAGAAGAGGCUGAUUUGGGACACGACGUGGAGAUGGUCAAAAAGAAGAAAAAGAAGAGAACAAUUGAUGAUGUGGCUGAACAAGAACCAAACACCGGAGGUGGGGAGAUGAAGAAGAAAAGAAAGAAGCAGAAAGAAGCUGGUGAGUGUGAGAAGAAGGUAAAGAAAAAGGGUAAGAAGAAGUCUUCAGUGGAAGAAGAGCCUGAUGAGAUCAGCUCAAAUAAAAAGAAGAAGAAGGAGAAGAAGAAGAGCAAAAAGCUGGAGGAGGAGGUAGAAGGUGUGGAUGAAGGUGAGGGUCACGCCUGCGGAGGACAGGAGAGAUCACCGGACGAGAAGACCAGGAAGACCAUCAGGGCCAGGACCGAGCGACCCGCCGGAAAGAAGAGGAGCAAAGACGGAAACAAAGCCCCGGUGACGAAGAAAAAACUUAAAGAGGAGCAUCACCAGGUCGUCGUGGACAGAGCUGAUGUUGUGUUCCUGUCGGCAAGGCCUGGAAAUCAGGAUGAAGUUUCUAUAGAUCAGGCCCGCAGACUCGCCCUGCAGAGGGACAUAGACAAGGAAUCUCAGCCGAAGCCGAGUCUGGGCCAGUGGGACACGGCACAUUUCGACAGCUCUGAAAGACAAGCCAAGUUCCUGCGCUUGAUGGGCGGGUUUAAAAAGAGCGGCCAGCCCCUCACGGGCUCCUCUGGCCAGGCCAACAUGGCGCUGGGCAAAGAAGGCCAACGGACUUUGCAGCAAGGCCUUCUGGGAGAGUUCGAGCGCGCUCAGAGCCGUCACAUGGACUUCAGGAAUAAAGGGGUCGGGUUGGGCUUCGCGGCGCCGUCCAAUAAGAAGUUUGCGAUCGACGUCAACGCGAGGAACUCGGUGCGAUUCGACGACUGAGAGUCACGGGACGGUUCGCUCGAAAGUCAAUCGUUUGCUCACCCUCUCAUCGGGCGAGCUCCGGAAAAGGGCUAAACACCCAUCCGUUCGGAACGAUGCGAGGGUUAGAGGACUGUUUAACCCACGGAGCGAGGAGGAAUUUAUUUUCGGAAACUGAGGAGCUCCAGAUUUAACUUUUUAUUUCUCAAGUUUCCUUUAGAUCAAAUUGAAUUGUUUUGGGUCCUCCUUAGACAUGUUGUGCUCAGGUGAAAUAUCAUGAGAUGUAUUGAAUUUAGCCUUAAAUUUAUCUUUAAAACGUCAAAUAAAAGACGCUGGAUUGCA
Messenger RNA from Puntigrus tetrazona (Sumatra barb), 1897 nucleotides. RefSeq names its product lysine-rich nucleolar protein 1 (gene knop1). Bases 215 to 1576 code for a protein of 453 amino acids. Lineage: Eukaryota; Metazoa; Chordata; Actinopteri; Cypriniformes; Cyprinidae. The record is from RefSeq and is a predicted model, not a curated record. The transcript has 5 exons.